This is a messenger RNA of Mytilinidion resinicola, 246 nucleotides long. RefSeq lists its product as uncharacterized. The coding region runs from base 1 to 246 and encodes 81 amino acids. The transcript has a single exon. Lineage: Eukaryota; Fungi; Ascomycota; Dothideomycetes; Mytilinidiales; Mytilinidiaceae. The record is from RefSeq and is a predicted model, not a curated record.
AUGUGUUACCAAGUGGUUGAACGGUACUCGGUCUGCCGGUGCCAAUACUACAAGCACGCCAUCGAUCCAUGUUCUGCGUACGGCCAACGGGGUCAUUCCGUCCAAGAGAAGACCGUCCUCGUUGGCUACGCAUGCUCCCUGCACAGCACAGCUGCAUCGAGUACCGGAUCCAGCACACAAGGCGCCGGCGUGCUACCGGACUCUGGAUACGGCAGCGGCGUUUAUGAUCCUGCAGCAUACCGGUGA